AUGAAAACAAUUUCUUUGAUUCCUUCGACAGAAUAAGUUGUGACAGGAUAAACUUGGAUUGGAGGUCCUACUUAUGAAUUAUAAAAGCAACAUGUACCUGGGUAUGCUGGACAUGUAAGAGGAUUAAAAGCAGGUGCUCAUUUAAUUAUAAUUUAGAAUCAUAAUAUGGAAAACCUUUUGCAAAGAUAACAGCUGAGUGUAUGGAAGAAAGAUUAGCUAGAUGUACAAAUUCUGAAGAGAGAGAAAGAUUAUAAACAAGUUAUAAGAUUGAGUUUGGAGUAUCAAUUUAACAGUUAUCUAGGAACCAAAUCUAAGAAAACCCUAACUUCAAACUGCAGCUGAAAGAAUUUUAGAAGAUGCUCGUCGAUAAGAAAAAGCUAUUAAUGAAAGAAAUUAUCGAACAUACUAGUAAAUCCUAUAAUUUGAAGUUUUUAGAUCAAUGCCUAAAACAAUUAAUGAUAUACCACCAAUUGAUAGAUUACCUGUGGUUGGAUAUCAAGGAUUCAGACCAGUGUUUAGACAUCCAUUAAAAUAAGUUGUUCCUCCUGAAAAACCUUAACCUUUUGUACAUCCUUUAAAUUAAAUGGAAAAAGAAAUGGCUAAGACUAUGUUAGAAACUAAUGAUAAAUUCAGAUAAACUGUAUUAGAUAUUUAUAUACUAGUAUGAAUAACAAAAACCUCCUAUUGUUGGAUAUACUGGAUUUAUGACUGGUAUUAAAGCUGAGAAUAUGUAUGGGGAAUCCUAUAAGGAUAUCAGUCAUUAAGUUUUAUAAAGGAAGUAAAGAUGAA
Messenger RNA from Paramecium pentaurelia, 789 nucleotides. NCBI's taxonomy places the organism in Eukaryota, Ciliophora, Oligohymenophorea, Peniculida, Parameciidae. The record is from the annotation of a GenBank genome assembly.